Molecule: messenger RNA, 757 nt
Organism: Telopea speciosissima
Lineage: Eukaryota; Viridiplantae; Streptophyta; Magnoliopsida; Proteales; Proteaceae
Product: glutaredoxin-C9-like
Exons: 1
Coding region: 199-609 (136 amino acids)
Source: RefSeq, a predicted model, not a curated record
ACGCUACCAGUACAUCUUGGAUUUGACCUCGAUCUUCAGCUCUCCUCUGAUUCCCGAACCACCCACCCUUGAACCCUUUAUAUUAAUCUCAUUAGCUUAAACACCACUCCUCAAUACACAACAUCUCUCAUUCUUACUCUUCUUCUUCUUCUGCUUCAGUUCUUGAGUUGUUGUUCGGUUUGGUAUCUUCAAGAAAAGAUGAUGCAUCACGUGAACGGAAAGGGACUCCAGUUGCAGGGGAAUAAGGGGAAUGGCAACCAUGUGAGGCGGUUGUCAAUGGAGCUUGUGAGGACCUACGAGAAUAUGAGGAAGUUGGCUUCAGCCAACGCAGUGGUGGUGUUCAGCCUAAGCAGCUGCUGCAUGUGCCACGUCGUCAAGAGCUUGCUCUUUGGCCUCGGCGUGGGUCCCACCAUCGUGGAGCUGGAUGAAGAAAAGAACGGCAAAGAGAUGCAGGCCGUACUUUAUGGUCUCGUCGGCGACGGAGAACAGCCUUUGCCUGCUGUAUUCGUCGGGGGCAAGUUCUUGGGUGGUGUUCAGACCGUCAUGUCGUCUCACAUCAAUGGCACCCUCGUCCCUCUCCUCAAAGACGCCGGUGCUCUGUGGCUCUGAUCAGAGAUUUCUAUCUAUAUACAUUUACACUCCUGACAUACCUCGCCGGAAUAUUUUUCUGUUUAUGUCUCUAACCCCUUUACGUUACUCUGUUGCUCUGUUUUUCUGUUUUUGUCUUCCUUCAUGUGUCCAUGGUUGUAUAGAGUAC